AUGUUUCCUUCUAUAGACACCAAUGGCUAUGACCACUUUGAUCCCUUCAAUCCCCAUCUAACAACCAUGCUUCCUUCUUUCACUACUCAUAUCCAAAGCCCUAGUUCUCACCAUCACCACCCUUUGCCUUCAUUUUCUUUCUCUUCAGCUUUUCUUGAUGAAUCAGUCUUGAUAAGCCAAUUCUUGUUACCACAGCAAGAUGCAGCAAAAAAUGUUGUUGAAUCUCCGAGAAAGGUUUGCAAGACGCUUGAGCAAAAGAAAAACACUGAGAAGUGCGUUGAUGGGACUACUUCAGAAAAGGUUCCACGGAGAAGAACGGGAAAGAAAAGGGACAGGCAUAGUAAGAUCUGCACCGCUCAAGGUCCUAGAGACCGAAGGAUGAGGCUGUCUCUUCAGAUUGCUCGCAAAUUCUUUGAUCUUCAAGACAUGUUGGGUUUCGACAAGGCGAGCAAGACGAUCGAAUGGCUUAUCUCCAAAUCAAAGGCCUCCAUCAACCAAGUUAAAGAAAGUGUAUCUGCAUCAAGAGGAGGAGGAGGAGACUAUGAACAUCUUCAGGUUAAUGAAAAGGCAAGGGAUGAGACAUUGAAAGUCUCAAAGAGAAGAACAAAGACGGUGGAGAGCUCUUGUAAGAAGAAAGAGUCGAGAGAGAAAGCUAGAGAAAGAGCAAGAGAGAGAACAAUGACGAAGAUGAACAUGAGAUUAUCAGGACUUAUUGACUCCUCGAAAACAUUUUCAGAUCCUCAUCAAGAAACAAGAAAGGCCAAGAUAACCGGUGGUGCGCAAAUACUAGAAGAGGAAGAUCACGAACAAGAACAAGAAUGGAGUAAUGCUAAUAUGAACGUGGUAGGGUAUCAAAUGGAUUCUGUGAGUAUCAUAGAGAAAUUUCUUGGACUAACCAGUGACUCUAGCUCCUCUUCCAUUUUCGGAGACUCCGAGGAACCUUACACAAAUCUUGGCUCAAUAAGAGGUACUACUUCAACAACAGGAAUGGUAACACCAAUGCAAGAUACCACAACUUCAACAGCAUCAGUAGAUGAGGAGAGAAACCUUAUUUCAUCUUUUUCUCUAAACGAUUAUCUCUGCUAUUGA
Molecule: messenger RNA, 1089 nt
Organism: Eutrema salsugineum
Lineage: Eukaryota; Viridiplantae; Streptophyta; Magnoliopsida; Brassicales; Brassicaceae
Product: transcription factor TCP12
Exons: 2
Coding region: 1-1089 (362 amino acids)
Biological process (GO): regulation of secondary shoot formation
Cellular component (GO): nucleus
Molecular function (GO): sequence-specific DNA binding; DNA-binding transcription factor activity
Source: RefSeq, a predicted model, not a curated record